Messenger RNA from Trametes versicolor FP-101664 SS1, 1402 nucleotides. RefSeq lists its product as uncharacterized. The transcript is spliced from 6 exons. The record is from RefSeq and is a predicted model, not a curated record. Bases 1 to 1371 code for a protein of 456 amino acids. NCBI's taxonomy places the organism in Eukaryota, Fungi, Basidiomycota, Agaricomycetes, Polyporales, Polyporaceae.
AUGCCGGUCACUUUCGACGUCUCGCCGGUGACUCCCAGCGAGAUUCGCUGGUAUGAAACUCAGAGGCCCGUAGAUGUACUCAGGACGGCCUGCAAUCCACCGCCAGCCGACAUGGGUCCACUCCUGCAGAGCUCGAUUAGCAAAGACGAACUUCGCACGCUCUGCCCCCAAAGCAACGGAUUUGUGCACGGCGUGAUGCAUGCAUAUGCGGGCCACCACCACCUGGUCAUUCGCCCUGACGACGUAUGGAUAGCUAUCCUCACUCAGCUAAGCUUCUACGUCAACGCCCAUGCCGAGGAGCUUCGCGCAUAUUUCGUUGCACACGAGGGCACGCGGAGGCUCGUCGUUUCCGACGUGGGAACUCGCCAUAGCGUCGAUUUCGGACGCCUCGCGCGCGCUAUGACCCGGGAGAUUCACAAGAAUGUCGUCGACAGCACACUGGCCGAAUGGAUUUUGCCAGAUUUCACCACCACUACCAUCAAGGACAGCACGGUCUGCUCGGUUUUGAUGAUGUCCACCCUGAAGGCAUACUUCGAAUACUUCAUGGACAUCACCUGCGGCAUCCCAACCGUCACGCUCGAGGGCACCAAAGCGGACUGGCUGCGCAUCAUAAAGAGACUCGAGCGCCUCCACGAGCUCGGCGAUGAACCCUCGGCAUGGGCUACCAUGCUCUACCCAAUCCUACGCCGUUUCGUCUCCGCCUUCGACGGCAAACCCGACAUCGAGUUCUGGAAGCACGUUGUGUACCGACAACAGGCGUAUUGCGGGCAGGACGACCUCAACGGCUGGCUGACCGCCUUCUGCGUGUGGACGAGCGAGGGAAAGUGGAAGGCGGGGCCGGUAUAUUCCUGGGCCGCCAUCCCUCGUCCGCCUCAGACUGUUGUAGCGUCUGGCCCCCGUCCUGAGUUUGUGAAGCCCACCUCCUCGCGGGGUAUGCGGCUGGCGAAGAUCGUUUCCGCGCCCUUCAAGCGACGCGUCCGGAAAUCCGUAGACGGAGCUUCGUUGGAUCAGCAUCAGGAGGCGACGGCCUCGUUAGAGCAGCCUGAGGGGAAGGCGCCGGAGACAGUAGAAGCCGACGGUAGCACCCCCGUCAGCCAGAGCGUGCUCAGAGUUGGCAUGUCUAUUUCGUUAGAUAAAUAUACGACCUCAUAUACUCUCGACGGCGUCCCGUACUUCACCAUCGAGGUCGGGAGCAUCCCAGCAGGCUACUCCGAAGUGGACGUGAUGGUCAUCGAUAACGGGACGGAGGUCCCCUGCAAGAUGGUCGCGGGGCACGUGGCGAUGGCGGCGACGGCGAAGGAGCCUGGAGGGGUGGUCAACACGAUCGCGCCCGCGCCGCAGUGGUUCAUGCUCGAGAAGAAUACGGCGUGAUUGGGGUCGUGUUCUGGUAUGUGGUUUUGUU